GCUAAUUAAAAUUAUGGCAGCAUCCCAGAAAUGUCUUGGAAAAGGUGUGUUUAGUGCUGCUGCUGGUGUUAACUGGUGACCAGCUUCCUGGUUCAGGUCGCCGCUCCAGAUUUAAUGGGACUACUGCAGCAGAUUUGCCGAUUCUGAAAGCACAAACUGACGCUGUCUAAUAAAUGCACACUUGCUCUUUACAUGAUUUUGGUAUUCUUGUAAUGAUUACAAAUUAAUGGUAUGAUCGCCCGUGGCUGAAUUACAGAAAAAAAGGCUGUUUUGCAGGGGGUUCGAACUCGCGCUAAAAACAGAUCGCGCUGUGAGACACCAGUAAUGAACACACGGAGCUGCGCUGAUUUAAUCUUGGAUUCAAAUAGGAUUUUACUCUCGGGAAUACUGCUUAUUCAAUUCAAUUCAAUUCAAUUUCACUUUAUUGUUGGAAUUUCUUCCAAAAAUUGUCUCGCAACCCAUAGCGUUACUGUCUAACAUUAAUUCACAGCAAUACACAUUACAAAAUACAACACACAGACACGCACGUCUGGUAUGCUAUCCUUGUGGGGACUCUCCAUAGGCGUAAUGCUUUUUCUACUACAGACCGUAUAUUCUGCCAACCUACACCAGCCCUACGUAAACCUACCCCUUGCAGGAAACCUUUUGCAUUUUUAGAUUUAAAAAAAAACUUCAUUGAUUUAUUAGCUUGUUUACCUGUGGGGACCUCAAUUUAGGUCCCCACCGUGACACGAGUCCCCAUGAGUCUGUGUGUAUUUAGGUUUAAGUCCCCACCAGAAUAGAAAAACAGGUAGGCCUACACACACACAAACACACAAACAAACAAAAGUACACAUUAUAAAUAUAUUACCUAAACCAUUUAAGCUAAACGAUCAUAUGGUUUGAUAUACAAUCAGAAAAAUUACACAUUGUGGAAAGUAACAAAACACUGCUAUUGCAUUUAUUUAUCGAUCAUAGCCUACAGUAAGUUGUGAUCCAACGGUUCAUUGGCUUGCAUAUUAUUAUUAUUAUUAGCAUGUUUUACACUUCAAGGGGUCCAAACUUUACAGUUUUUCUCGAUUGCUUACACACUGUAACUGAUUCAUUUGGCCCAAUUUUCCAAACCAUUCAUACAGUUCUCGAAACAAAGACUCGUUUCUCAAAACUUUUAACACAUACCACCUGCUUUCACACAUGCUCCAAUGUGCUCAAUGUUUUCUGCAAAACUCUACACAAGAACAUCAUCAUUUAGCAAAGGUUUAACCAUGUUACCAUUUAGAAAACACAAACACACAAUAUAACUACCUCAAGAGUCACAAAAUGAACACAAAUAGCACACAUUUAUUAGGGGUGUCGAAAUUAAUCGUUGCAUAGACCAUAAUCGAUUAUAGCAUAUGACGUCAUUCACAUACGCGCUUGUCACGCGAGUAUUAAAAAUGCACUCUCAAUUUUAAAAUCUGAGCUUAGCUUUUUCCCGCAUAUGGCACGUGCGCUACAGACAAACGCGGCGGGCUUCAUUGCACAGAAUAUGCGCUGAGACGUGCGCAUUGCUUGACAGUGCUUACUUACACUCGCUGUUAUUUUAGUCUUUUACUUUAGAUUUGCUUUCAUUUCUGCCGUUUGGAAUGCAGUACAUUAGAUGCACGAAACUCACGUACGGACAGACUUUCACGUGCGCUUUGUGUUUGUUUGUAUUAAAGCGCGUGGCUGCGGUUGCGGUAAAUGCACUUGCAUCUACUUUUAUGAUACGAAAUUGAUGUAAACACAGUCAGUUAUGUUUUCAGAACAGGACAAAACAUCUGAUAUAUGGAGAUCUGUGCAUUAGUGUGAAUGCAGUGUAUUACAGCUGCCAGCAUCUAUGAUCUCAUCAGCAGAGGCCGACAGUAUUGUACUUAAGUACACUUUUUGAGUAUCUGUACUUUACUUGAGUAUUAUUUUUUCUGGAAACAUGACUUUAACUUCACUACAUUUGAAAGACAAGUAUUGAACUUUUCACUCCAUUACAUUUCUAUCAAGGUCCUCGAAGUAGAAAGUCUCUACUAUGUAGCAGCUUUCAAAGUCAGUGGGAAGCCGUGCUCCUGGCCCUGUGCCAAAGGACCAUAUACGGCUCUACAGCAUGAGAUUCUGCCCUUUUGCCCAACGGACAAGAUUGGUGCUCAAUGCCAAGGGAAUUAAACAUGACAUCGUCAAUAUCAAUUUGAAGAAUAAGCCUGAUUGGUUUCUAGAGAAAAAUCCUCUUGGUUUAGUGCCAACACUGGAGACCCUGAGUGGUCAGGUGAUCUACGAGUCACCAAUCACCUGCGAUUACCUGGAUGAGGUUUAUCCUGAGAAGAAACUGCUCCCAUCUGACCCGUUUGAGAAGGCCCAACAGAAAAUGCUGCUGGAGCAUUUCUCAAAGGUGAUUCCCUACUUCUAUAAGAUCCCUGUUGGCAAGACAAAAGGAGAAGAUGUGUCUGCACUUGAAGCAGAACUUAAAGAGAAGCUCGUCCAAUUUAAUGAGACCCUUGCCAACAAGAAGACCAAGUUUUUUGGAGGAGAUUCAAUAACAAUGAUUGACUACAUGAUGUGGCCAUGGUUUGAGAGGAUGGAGAUGAUGGAUCUGAAGCACUGCUUGGACGACACUCCUCAGCUGAAGAAGUGGACUGAACACAUGUUUGAGGAUCCCACUGUAAAAGCCACAAUGUUCAGCACCGACAACUACAAGGUGUUCUACAAGUCCUACAUGGAAGGAAAUCCCGAUUAUGAUUAUGGUUUAUAGAAUAAAUCAUUGUUCUCUGGUAAAACACACCUGUCUGUUUUAACAGAUUUUGUUUCAGAAGGUACAUUAAUAUCUGUCCAUCUUUUAUACUGUGAUCCUGAUUAAUACGAAAAGAGAAUUUCAUGUCUGGUAUAUCAACCUUUAUGUCUCUUUGAGGAUAUCAAAAAACAUAAAUCUAAAAAUCUUAUCAACUGAUAAGGUUACAGUGUGAUUUUUUUUUUUUUUUUUUUGAAUCAAAAUGAAUUAUGUGCAGCAGCAACAACAACAAAAAAAUGUCAGUAGAAUGAAAUAAAAUAAAUAAUGAAACAAAAAACUUUCUGGAC
This is a messenger RNA of Onychostoma macrolepis, 3060 nucleotides long. RefSeq names its product glutathione S-transferase omega-1-like. Gene Ontology annotation, cellular component: cytoplasm. The record is from RefSeq and is a predicted model, not a curated record. NCBI's taxonomy places the organism in Eukaryota, Metazoa, Chordata, Actinopteri, Cypriniformes, Cyprinidae. Gene Ontology annotation, molecular function: glutathione dehydrogenase (ascorbate) activity; glutathione transferase activity. Gene Ontology annotation, biological process: glutathione metabolic process. The coding region runs from base 2096 to 2737 and encodes 213 amino acids. The transcript has 7 exons.